This is a messenger RNA of Stegodyphus dumicola, 1933 nucleotides long. It is a transcript of the gene RagC-D, whose product is annotated as Ras-related GTP binding C/D. Gene Ontology annotation, cellular component: Gtr1-Gtr2 GTPase complex; nucleus; lysosome. Lineage: Eukaryota; Metazoa; Arthropoda; Arachnida; Araneae; Eresidae. Gene Ontology annotation, molecular function: GTP binding; GTPase activity. Gene Ontology annotation, biological process: cellular response to starvation; negative regulation of autophagy; positive regulation of TORC1 signaling. The record is from RefSeq and is a predicted model, not a curated record.
GGAGUGGAAAAUCAUCUAUUCAAAAAGUGGUUUUUCAUAAGAUGUCACCCAAUGAAACUUUGUUUCUAGAAAGCACUAACAAAAUUGUAAAAGAUGAUGUUUCAAAUAGCUCAUUUGUACAGUUUCAAAUCUGGGACUUUCCUGGACAAAUUGAUUUCUUUGACCAAACAUUUGAUUCUGAUAUGAUCUUUGGUGGCAGUGGUGCUCUAGUUUUUGUCAUUGAUGCUCAAGAUGAAUACAUGGAAGCUUUAGACAAACUAAAAAUUACUGUCGCUCGUGCUUAUAAAGUAAAUCCUGAAAUAAAAUUUGAAGUGUUCAUUCACAAAGUAGAUGGACUGACAGAUGAUCAUAAGAUUGAAACACAAGGAGAUAUACAUCAACGAGCAAGUGAUGAUUUAAUUGAUGCUGGAUUAGAGAAUGUGAAUCUGAGUUUCUAUCUCACAAGCAUAUAUGAUCAUUCAAUAUUUGAAGCAUUCAGCAAAGUUGUACAGAAGCUUAUACCUCAGCUGCCAGCUUUAGAAAACCUUUUGAAUAUUUUUAUUACAAAUUCUGCCAUAGAAAAAGCUUUCUUAUUUGAUGUGAUCAGCAAAAUUUACAUUGCAACAGAUAGCACUCCAGUGGACAUGCAGUCUUACGAACUGUGUUGUGAUAUGAUAGAUGUCGUUAUAGACAUUUCUUGUAUUUAUGGGUUAAAAGAAGAUGAAGGUAGUGCUUUCAACUCAAAAUCAUCUAAUAUAAUUAAGUUAAAUAAUAGUACUGUGCUUUACCUAAGAGAAGUGAAUAAGUUCUUAGCCUUAGUUUGUAUACUUAGAGAAGAUAAUUUCAAUAGGCAAGCCUUGAUCGACUAUAAUUUCCACUGUUUUAGGCAAGCAAUACAGGAAGUUUUUGAUGUUCGGUUCAAAUCUCCAAAAUCUUCCAUUUCUAAAUCACGCACUCAUUCUACCCUCGAUAAUGGAUUACCGAAUGGCUAUGGUGAGCAACCAUGAACAUUGCUUAAAAUAGUAAAUGUGCCAUUGUGUUGAUGCUUAUUAUUUCUGUUAUAUUUGUCCAGUGAAUUUUUCCUGUUAUUUAUGAUGUAAAGUAUUUAAUAUAUUGAUGAAUAACAUAAAAUUUUAUAUGAAGAUAUGUCAUAUAGUCAUUCUUUUUUUAACAUUACUAUGUUUUCUGAUAAUUGCAACUGCCAAUCUGGACACUAUUUAUUUUAUAUAUUUUAUUGGAAAUAAAUUAUUUGUAUUAAACAAAAGUAUAUAAUAUUAUUGUAAGUGGAAUGCAUUUUAUUGCAAGUCUGUGAGAGUGAAAUGCAAUAUGUUACAUUUAAACUAUGUUUAUAAAAAUAUUAAAAUGUAUAUUCAGAUGAGGCAACUACACAUUAAAAAUAUUAAGAAUUUUAAUUAUGAUAUUUCAUAUCUGGUUCAUAGACAACUGGUUUAUUGACAGUAAUAAUAAAUUUUCAGAGUCUCAGAAAACUGUAAAUAUGAUUUCCCAUUAAUUAAUAUCUCAGACAAUACAUCAUAAAAAUAGCUGUUGACAAAUGUUGAAUUCCUGUUGAUUUGUGAUAUGAAACAUAUUAUAUCACAGAAUUAUGAUACUCAAGUAAAAAAAUAAAAACCAGUAUACAGAAUAUUAAAACAAAUCAAGCAUGCUGUAAUUGAAUGCUUUCAAAUUAAUGUUCAUUUCAGAAUUAUCAUUCAUGUACAAGAUUUUUGAUAAUUCGUAUUUUUAUAAUUUAAAGAUUAUUUUUCAGUUGUUCGUGAAUAAGAAGACUCAUGUAUAAAGUAUAUGAAUUCAUGUAUAGGCCCAUAAAGUUCUUGGGCUCUUGCUAUUUUAUGUAAUAUGAAUAAUGUAUAAAAUGUUUUUAACUUGUCUUGUAAAUAAACAUUUCUUUUAUUUGAAUAUGAAAUAAAUAAAGUGCAUUAUCAUUUAUAUUUAUAUA